ACAAACAUCUUAAACACAUAGACAAAUUACAAUUGCUUUUUACCCUACAGGGCUGUUACCAAGUGUUAUAUUUGAAGAAGAGAUAAGGGAGUAAAUUGAUGGAAUACCGAGCAACUAGCUGAAAGUAUGUAAUCAGUGGCCCGGGAACAAAAUUUGCUUAGGAGGUGCUGGAGCCCAGUCAAGUGUUUUUUCGUGCUGGGAAACAAAUGAUAGUCAAAUGGUACCAAAUCACUAAAUUAAGGAGGGUGAUCAACCAGUUCAAAACCUGUUACGCACAGCAACCAUUGAAACCAAGGACUUGUGUAUUGAAGCAUUGUUCUAAUGAAACAAGACCUCCUUCAUUAGUUUUUUCAGUGCGUUUGGUCUUUAUAGCCUGUCGUAACUGCCUUAGCAAGUUGGCGUUGAUGGUGUGAUCAUUUUGAAGAUAGUCAAUAAAUACAAUGCCUUUUUCAUUCCAAAAAAACCUGAGGCUAUCGCCAUUCCUGCAGAUGAAACGAUCUGCUUUCUUUGGAGCGGAUGAAGAGGAUUGUUUCCACUGCAUGUUUGCCUCUGUUCAAAGUGAUGAAGCCAACAGACAUAGGAAACGUUCAAGGAAACUAGCCGUAUCUGCCCCAAACAAUGUCAGAUACCCCCGUAAGGUGAUCAACCUGGUGCGCUUUUGAUCAGGUGUCAGAAGACGCGGCAUCCAUCGAGCAUGAACCUUCGUUACGCCAAGUUCAUUGUGCAGAAUAUCCUCAACUCUCUCCCAGGAUAUGCUAAUAACAUUGGCUAUUUGAGUUAUAGUCAAUCGCCUGUUAUCCACCAACAUGUGGUGACCACGAUCGAUGUUUUUCUCAGUGGUGGCAGUUGUGGGACAUCCAGACCUUGGAUCAUCUUCAAGACUAUCUUCCCCUCCUAAAUUCAGCUGUCCGCUUCUGCACUGUUGAUAAAGCUGGACCGUAAUCCUGUGGUGUAGCAACCAUGCCAGCAUGAACGUCUUUGGGACACUAAAGCCUUUUUCUGAAGAGAAGAAUUAAGAUCAGACCCGAAUAAGGCAAGAAGAAAUAUCGGAAAGUAAGUCCAUUGUUGGCUCUGAAAUUUUGUGCCGGUGACUUCGUAGUUAGCAAGAUGACAAGUUAUAUCCAUGAACCAGGUCGAAUACCAGCUGUUUGGCAAACGAUUCCUGAGAAACUAAAAUGCUUGGCGGAAGAGCAGCCAAACAAAUUAGCAUUUGUUGUAUAUAAAGAAAAAGACGAUCGACAGCAAUUGACGCGAAAAGAGGUGUAUGACGGUACUGUGAAGUUUGCAAAAGCUCUUGUUAAGUUAGGCGUUAAGAAAGGAGAUCACGUCGCUUUAUGUAUAUCCAACUGUGUAGACCUCAUAAUCUACGAUACCGGAAUUAUUAUGGCCGGAGCAGUUUCAUUGAGGCUGAGUCUAAAGUCAGGAGAUUUUAAAGACAUUUUUUCCGGAUGCAAAGCGGUGAUAUUUGACUCAAAAGAUUCACUGGAUAAAUUUUGUGCAAUUGCUCAAAUUUCCGAUGACGGUAAAGUAACUAGCGAAAUAUAUCCGGAAUUGAAGUUUGUCAUCAAUAUAUCCAACACAUAUUGCCCAUCCAACGUUCUAUCUGCCACAAACCUUAUGUUGAAUAUCAAUGACAGUGAGCAAGUCGACUUACCUAGUUUGGACCCAGAAGACAUCGCAUUUAUUUGCCAAACUUCCGGUAGUACAGGCCGACCCAAAAAUAUCUAUCACACACAUUAUAACUGGUUGAAUAGCAUAGUACAUGCCAUGGAUGCAAGUAGUGUAACCUCAGAUGAUACAACAUACAACACUCGUCCAAUGAUAUACAUCGGUGGAUAUCCAUUUGGGUUGUUUUCUGUUGGAACUACCCAUGUAACUGGAAAUGUUCAAAUGCUAAACGACAUUAAGAACUUAGAGUUUAUUGAAAAUAUAUGGAAAAAAGAAGGCUGUAAUAUACUUUGGCUUCUGCCACAGCAUCUACAACUACUCAGAGACUGUGGGCAUCGCGCAAAGGCUAUUCUUACCGGUGGAGAUAUGCUUACAAAAGAAUCAUUAAUGCAUUCCUUAAACUUUACUGAGCAUAUACAAAUUGUGUAUGGAAGUAGUGAAGCUACAUUUUUAACUUCACGGGUAUUUACAAAAAAAAAUAUUUCUGAACAUCUUCCGAAAAUGCUAGGGAGGCCUUUCCCCGAUACAGAAAUGAAGAUUGUUGACGAUAACGGAAAAACCGUUAAUAUAGGAGAGGUUGGCAAUAUUGAAGUUCGAAAUAAAUGGACAACUAAAAUAAACCUGGGUGGCGAUUCGACAAAUACAAAUGGCUGGCAGUCAAUGUCAGAUAUAGGUUAUAUGACACCAGAGGGGGAUUUUUUUCUAGUUGGAAGAAAUACAGAUUUUAUCAAGAAGUCAACAGUGAAGGUACCUGUCAGACAAGUUGAGGAAUAUGUCAGUCAUCACCCUAGUGUAGAAGACGUAGUUGUGGUUCCGAUACCGGAUGAAGAAGUUGGUGAACGGGUGUGUGCGUGUAUUACCAUCCGAGAUAAUCACGAAUUCAAUGAAGACGGGCUUAAAAAGUUCUGCUUGGAAAUUAUGCCACAGCAAAGCGGUUUUGAUAUUGUAACGCUGCACCCAGAUUAUUUCUUACAUUUUACAAGCUUUCCAUUAUUAACCUCUCAGAAAUUUGACAGAAGGUCAAUUAAAUCAACAGCAAUUGCUUUAGUAGAAAAAAAUAUUAAGAAAAAAAAACUUUCUUCAGAACUGAAUCCGGAAUAAUUCAUAGUCGGUUGCUGAAAUUAACCUGGAGUGGAUAUUUAUUCUUAGAAUUUAUUUCGUUACAACUCUGAAUUAGUAACGGAGAAUGUUUUAGUUCUCGAAAUUCUUCCCUUAUUUUAUAUUUCUACUUCCAAUCCAUUCAAAGCAUUCAGACAGGAAUCUUUCCAAAUAUCAAAAGCAACAUUUUAAUUAUUGUCAACUAAUUCCGACAUAUCUACAUUCAUCAAUGAUUGAUAAAUUAAUUAAAAUAGUAGCCUUGAAGAAAACAAAUGUUGAGUAUACUGCGAUUUAUAAUGCUUUUUGAAAUAUUUGAUUCCAAUGUCUUUACUAUAAUAAUUGUAACUUACACUGAUUCACAACAAUGUUGACAGAAUCUUCACGGUAUUUGUUCCGAUUCUCUUCGUUCCGAGUUCAAAUUUCACUGAGGACGUCGUCGCUCUUCCCUGUCACUAAUCUCUUUUAAAACUCCAAUGUGGAACUUCUUCCGAGCGCAUUGCUUGGAUGGUAAAGGGUUGCGGGCGCUUGCCGACACGCCAGGUGCCAAGCGCUCUUUCUCGUCUACGGUUGAUCUAGGUGUUAGGUGACGAGCUGGGUGGCCAGUCUCACGCAGAAAUGGCAGAGAGGAAGCUGUCUCUGAAGGGUGGGGCGGAGGUGGCGAAUGCGUACAUCGCUUCCGUCAUCUACAACCACUUGACUGUCGCCCCUUUCCCUGUAUCGUAGCUUACUUUUCCUUUCAUCUUUUCGACAAAAAAAGUUUAAUGAAAAAGAGUUGAUAAAAAUAUUUAAAAAAAUGUAUAACAAUUUAAGUUGCUGGAUUGACAAAACAGCAAAACUACAGACUGUAUUUGUUAUUCUGAGUUCGAAUCCCGCUCUGUCCUACUUGGCUACUAGACUUCACCUGUCGGCCGGCUUAAUACUAUCACCGUGGGUGCUUUUAGCAGAGUCCAUUCUAUUGGAUGCAAACAUUCGGGUCGGUCUUCCAGUUUAAGAACACUUCCAUCUCAUCAUUCUCGAAGGUCUUGAAACGGGUCUUUCUCUCCCAUUAAAAGAUAUAUAAAAGAAUACUAAUAAUUUCUUAAAUAUUGUCAUUUCAAUAAGUUUUAAAUGUGGGAAGUCUAGUCGUUCGAAUCGACAUCAAUACUUGACAGUUUCUUAUUUUACCAACCCCAAAAGAACAAGCAAAAAGGAGAAAAAGCAAGACCGAUCUUUGCGGGACUUGAACUUUAAAAAAAAAAUGUAAAAUAACAGAAUCUAGUAAUCUAAUUCAUCUAUGCUGACAUUAAACUAGUCCUACCAAAUUGCUCGCAAGCCUACGCAAUAACUAUGUAAGAGUACUUAUUAGUCACAUGUUAUCACUCCAAAACCAACUGAUAUUUGAAAGGCAAUUACGAAUUUUCAGUCUAUUAUAUACUUUCAUUUAUAUAAUAAAUAUCCGCUGGUAUAUCUUAAAUUUCUAAUAAAAUUGUUAUUUCACCA
Messenger RNA from Octopus sinensis (East Asian common octopus), 4245 nucleotides. Its product is annotated as putative acyl-CoA synthetase YngI. Bases 1108 to 2769 code for a protein of 553 amino acids. NCBI's taxonomy places the organism in Eukaryota, Metazoa, Mollusca, Cephalopoda, Octopoda, Octopodidae. The record is from RefSeq and is a predicted model, not a curated record. The transcript has 3 exons.